UUUUAAAUUCAAGACUGAAUAUGAACUUUUGGCUGGUGUAGGAAUCUGAGUGGACAAUCUCCCAUACAAAUCAAUUUUCCAGCAGCAAGCCGUGAACUUCGUCAUCCAUCAAUCAUCCUUCUUCCAAAUCCACAACCUCAACUCAACAACACCCACUCACGUAAAGGAACCACAAACAUCACAACCAAAACAAAUCAUGAGUGAACCAACCCUACAAUCCGUCAUGAACGAGCCAACUCAACAACAAACCGGGCAGCCUGAUCCCAUACAAAAUGCCCAAACACUCCUUAGAGCAAAGGACGACACCUCCCGCUUUGUGGGCCUCGCCCUUCUCAAGUCAGUACUCGACAACUCGGAAGAGUUGAGAAACAACCAAGAGGCAGUCCGCGGUCUCUGGAAGAGCGUUCCGUCAAAGUUCCUGGAUCGGCUAAUCAAGACCGGCUCGCGUCAGCAGUCCCAGUCCGAAGGGGGAGGAAACAAGAAUGCCCGGGACAUGCUAGAUUUGGCCGUGGCCAUCAUCCACACCUUUGCCGCUCUGGUGCCCGAAGACAAUAAACGAGACUCGCGGUUUACCGAGAGGAUACCACAUUUGGUUGCGUGUCUUUUGAACUGUUCAAACGAGACAACCAAGCUGGUCCUAGAAACCCUCUCAGCCCUCGUCACCACGCCAGACGGCGCCAAAGCCUUCAUCGCCCUAGACGACGUCACCACUCUGAUCGAAAUCGCCCCCUCUCAGCCCUUAGUCCUCGACAUCUUCUUCUAUGCCUGGCUAAACGCUACGAGUUCAUCCGUCUCCUCCUCCGCCGAGGACAAGGACCUCCUGCGAACCAAAAUCGACCACACCAUCACCGCUCUCGUCUCCUCCUUCAAAGGCACCGACGCCGUCACCCUCCUCGACUUCCUCGCCAACCUGCUCCCCCGUCUCGAGCCCCAAGUUUCACCGCAAAACCCUAAAUGGCUACCCACUCUCAACCUCUUCAUCCGCAACCUCGUCUCCAGCCGGCCUACCCCCGCCGGCCGCGCCGCUUAUACCAACCUCUCUGCUGCCCUACUGGAAGUUUACCCCUCGGUCGCUCCGCAACUGCUCUUCACCGAUGACCCCUCCGGCAAAGGCACAUCCAAAGCCAACAGCCCAUCCGACGACAACAAACCCUUCUCGUACCUGCUCAUCUCCAUUCUCCUAAUCGACAUCCGUUCCACGGCCCCGACCCUCUUAUCCCAGCUCAACAGCCCUUCCUACCCUCAAUCCUCCCGCCGCCUAAGCUCCGCAUUCAACAUCAUCUCCCACUACCUCGGUUUCCUCCUCCGCUCCCUCGACCCUUCCUCCUCUUCCGACUCCCUCCUCCCGGACCCCACCUUCCUCCUCAAACUCCGCACCUCCCUCUCCGAGACCUUCUCCCUCACUCUCGAAUUCCUGCGAGACCGCUACGACGCCAGCGUAGCAGGCGCCAUGGGCCUGGACCCGUCCGCCCGCUCCUCCACCGCCCAUGACUCCGCCUCGGGCGCCUCCCACCUGACUCUCUCCUGGGAAAGUAUGAAAGACAGCGUCGAGCAAGACCCCUUGAUCCUCGCAGCCAUUCGCGCACUGGCCAUUUGGUUAAGGGAAGACGACAACGAGCAGCUCCGCAAGGAAGCCAGUGGAUUAGGCGACUUAUUCAUUGAUCUAUACCGCCAUAGCUGCCACCCUCCCGACCCGACGAAAGGCGAUAGGUUGGAUUUCCGAAGACCAGUGUUGAUGGCGUGGGAAGGGCUGGUGGAAGAACGUAAGGGGGUUGAAAGCUUCUUGGCGAAUGGGGGGUGGCAGGCCUUGGCUGAUGAUUUGGUGGGGAUCCUUCAGUCUACUACUACCAGUACUUCUUCUUCUUCUUCUGCUUCGUUGUCGUCUUCUGGGGAAGUAGUAGUAGUGGACGAAGCGGAAGCAGCAAGGGGUACAGAAAUCGUUCGCGUGCUACUGCAAGUUGCUGAACUGGAGAGGCCUGGACCAAAAGAGGAGUGGUUGGAUUUAGUCACCAAGGUGGCGGCGUGGUAUAUUCCCGAGGAGGAGGAAGGCGAUCAAGACGUGGAGAUGGUAGGCAAGGAAUCGAAGCUGGUGGUGUAUGAGUUCCAGGUUGCUACGCUGCAGCUCGUUACGGCGUUGUUGGCGGGCAGUCAUCCGGGGGUGCAGAGACGGUAUGUGCAUUCUACCACCGCGGUAUUGGGGAUUGCGAGGGUGCUGAUGGGGAAGGUAAGGAAGGUUGGGGAUGGGGAGCUGGUGGAGGCGUUGGAGGAUGUGUUGGCGACGUUGGGUGGGUUGAGGUAGAUUGGUACAUCGUGUGGGUGGAAAGUGAUGGGACAGCUGGAAAUAUGGAAGAGGGGUUGGAAAUAGGGAGACUGAAAGAUACCCAAUUCAUUUUAUUCCGUACCACUGAUGCUACCCCUCA
Molecule: messenger RNA, 2420 nt
Organism: Neurospora crassa OR74A
Lineage: Eukaryota; Fungi; Ascomycota; Sordariomycetes; Sordariales; Sordariaceae
Exons: 2
Coding region: 197-2299 (700 amino acids)
Source: RefSeq, a predicted model, not a curated record